Messenger RNA from Drosophila simulans, 1184 nucleotides. RefSeq names its product pescadillo homolog. The transcript has 2 exons. The record is from RefSeq and is a predicted model, not a curated record. NCBI's taxonomy places the organism in Eukaryota, Metazoa, Arthropoda, Insecta, Diptera, Drosophilidae. The coding region runs from base 145 to 717 and encodes 190 amino acids.
AUUUUACUGACUCUAAGUUACGUUUUGGUCGACCAAAUGAUAAAUCUACAAUUUAUAAUCGAUUUGUACAUCAAAAUUUCAUAAAUAUGUAAACUAAUUCCUCUGCACCGCUUAUAAUACAAGUUAUCCCUAACUCCCGAUGAAAUGUCUGAUGUGGAGCAAGAAGCCUCUGGAUACGUGGAUAAUGAGCAAAAUGAAGGACAAGAAGCCGCUGAAGAUCUUGAGGAAGAGGGCGAAGACGACGAACAGUACGUUGAAGAGGAGGACGAGUUCGAGGUGGAGGAGAAGGAUCCCUUUGAGCUCCUCAAUGAGAGCGAUGAGGACGAUGAAGAGCAACAGGCAAUGUACAAGGAGUAUCAGGCGGUGGUCAACGCUAUUGAUGCCCAGAACAGGAUUAUAAAAGAGCUCAAGGCAAAAUCCAAUCGACUGCUGUUCAAGAAGUGCAAGACUUAUAGAGACAAGCAGGAAUAUAAACAACUUAGGGUCUGCCAGGAGCAUGAGGAGAUCCACUUAAAGGUCCUCGUGAAUAGAGCCAUGCACCUCCAAAACUUCGGUUCACCUAGGCGCUACAGAGAUAUAGAAAUGGAAGUCACAGAAGACGAGCAUGGCUACUUCUAUACAGAACUACAAUCAACCUUCUCAGGAUUUUGUCCCACAAAUUCGGCUGACGAAUAUGAGUCGGAUUCUGAAUCGGAUAAUGGGCUAUGUUGUACCUAGUCCAAAGUUUUUCGGUUUUUCGGCAUAUUGACAGCGAAAAGUUAUGAAAAUAAUUAAAUAAUUGUGGCAUUUCCGCCACAUCACUCUGGGCACCACAUAUCUACGACACUGCACUGAAAAAGGGGAAAGGCUGGAGGGAAUUUCUUUUAGCUUGGUUUUAUAGUUGUGAGUCGAGCGGGGGAGUGUAGUGCAAUAGCAAUAAGCGCAAAAACAAGACGAUUGUGCCCCCAGACAGAAUGAGGGGAUCAAAGCAAAACAGCCAUAAACAAAUAACCAAAGAGGCACAGAAAGACGCCAGUAGAGCAGAAUGAAUCGAAACGAACUGAAUUGAACCAAAACUUCUCUCGAUGAUUUCUUCGUUCCUCCUUCUUUUAUUAUGCCUCAAUUCUCACUCUCCGCCAAGUGCCACGCCCAUUGUGGCGCUUAAUGGGGAACACGUGAUAGCUUGACGUUUUCUACACAACUGG